Messenger RNA from Aricia agestis (brown argus), 1231 nucleotides. Its product is annotated as zinc carboxypeptidase A 1-like. Bases 34 to 1101 code for a protein of 355 amino acids. The transcript has 6 exons. Gene Ontology annotation, molecular function: metallocarboxypeptidase activity; zinc ion binding. NCBI's taxonomy places the organism in Eukaryota, Metazoa, Arthropoda, Insecta, Lepidoptera, Lycaenidae. The record is from RefSeq and is a predicted model, not a curated record. Gene Ontology annotation, biological process: proteolysis.
CUGGUUUUCGUUCAAGUCUUGGCAAUAAACGUUAUGGUUUAUUUUAGAUUAUUUUUUCUAUCAGUUCUAUUGACUUGUUUGCCGGGGAAUGCAACAAAAUGUGGCUGCAAGUCUAUGAGAGCAUGCUACAGGAGCAUGUUGAGGGAUCUAAGAUCGGGGGGUGAGGAGGCCUGUGUGGAAAACGUACCAGUUAGCACCGCCACUGUAACAGUAUUUUUGCACGCUCUAUAUAAAUACUGUGGGAAAGUCAUUCAAGUGAAGAAAAGUGGAGUCACGUACGUCGGAAGAACUUUGUAUGAGGUGGUUAUAAACGGUUCUUCUUGGGGGAACAGCUCCAAGUCCGUGACCGUUAUAGACGCAGGCCAGGAUGCUAGCGAAGCCCCCGUGGGUUUCGCCCUCUACCUCAUAGAGCAGCUUGUCGCCUGUAUGGAGUAUCAGAAGAUGAUAGACCACAUCAGAUGGGUGAUCCUCCCCUCUACAAACCCUGAUGGAAUGGAAUAUUCUAGAGCAAAACAUGAAUAUUGGAAGAAGAAUACACGCCUGAUCAACAAUUUAAGCUACGGAGUGGAUAUAACUAGAAAUUUUGAGGUGGCCUGGGCAGAUUGUUCCGCUGCAAACAACAGCUUCUCCCAAGAUUACCCUGGACACCAGGCGAACUCUGAAAACGAGACUAUAUUCAUUAGAAAUACGAUACAAAAGUAUUCAGAAUCGACCAAAGCUUAUGUUUCACUACGACGCGACGGUCACGGAAUCUUCUAUCCGUUCGCCAACGAAAACUCUUCUAACAAUGGCACGGAAACGGCAAAGGAGGUAGCCGGCUACGUCGCCUCCAAAGUAAACCAGGAGAUAUUCCUACAUUUGUUCCAAAACGACAGUAUUUUCAACGCUAACAUUAAGCCCCACUGCGGGCACAGCGUGGACUAUGUUUUUAAAACGUUCGCCGUCCCGUACGCUUUUGAAAUGCGAAUGUUCGUCGAGUCGAGUAACGAAAUAACGUCAAAAUUUCACCGGAUGCCCAAGGGAUACGGCUCCUCGCUCACAGCGGAAUACUUCGCCGGAAUUAAAGAACUAUACCGACAUAUAAGGAAAACAACCGAAUAAAUCGUAUAAAGCCCCCGGCGAUUUCAUAAUUUCAAGACGAAUAUGGGUCGAGCGAAUCUGAGAUUCUAGAUGGAAAUAUCAGAGCACCGGUCGCUAGGAAGUGUUACCUAAUAUUAUAUUAUUUACUAUA